Molecule: messenger RNA, 5553 nt
Organism: Chinchilla lanigera (long-tailed chinchilla)
Lineage: Eukaryota; Metazoa; Chordata; Mammalia; Rodentia; Chinchillidae
Gene: Tent5c
Product: family with sequence similarity 46, member C
Exons: 2
Coding region: 240-1415 (391 amino acids)
Biological process (GO): mRNA stabilization
Molecular function (GO): poly(A) RNA polymerase activity; RNA binding
Source: RefSeq, a predicted model, not a curated record
UUACUUAGUGUCUUCAGUAUACUUUGGAUAUGAGUAGCCGCCAAGAGCACGUCCUGACUUCGUCUCCCUCCCCCCGCUGGAUCACCCAUACUUACCCUACAUCCCCUAGUGUUCAAGGCCAGGGCCGGUUAGGUACAUCUGCCCAUCAGCGACAGAGAAUUCCUCCUACUUCUGAAAGUCUAAGGAAUAGCUCAGCAAUACAGAUAACUUAAAAUUUCCCUGGCCAGAAUAUCCUCACCAUGGCAGAGGAGAGCAGCAGUACCCAGGACUGUGUGUCCUUCAGCGUGCUCAACUGGGAUCAGGUUAGCCGGCUACAUGAGGUCCUCACCGAGGUUGUCCCCAUUCACGGACGAGGCAACUUCCCAACCUUGGAGAUAACCCUGAAGGACAUCGUGCAGACUGUCCGCAGCCAGCUGGAGGAGGCAGGCAUCAAAGUGCAGGACAUCCGGCUGAAUGGCUCCGCUGCUGGCCACGUUUUGGUCAAAGACAAUGGCUUGGGUUGCAAAGACCUGGACCUGAUCUUUCACGUGGCUCUUCCAACAGAGGCAGAAUUUCAGCUGGUAAGAGAUGUGGUUCUGUGUUCCCUCCUGAACUUCCUGCCAGAGGGUGUGAACAAGCUCAAAAUCAGCCCGGUCACUCUGAAGGAGGCGUACGUGCAGAAGCUGGUGAAGGUCUGCACAGACACAGACCGCUGGAGCCUGAUUUCCCUCUCCAACAAAAAUGGGAGGAACGUGGAGCUCAAGUUUGUCGACUCCAUUCGGCGUCAGUUUGAGUUUAGCGUGGACUCUUUCCAAAUUAUCCUGGACUCUCUGCUUUUUUUCUAUGACUGCUCCACCAACCCUAUCUCUGAGGAUUCCCACCCCACAGUGAUUGGGGAGAGUGUCUAUGGAGACUUUGAGGAAGCCUUUGACCAUCUGCAGAACAGACUGAUUGCCACCAAGAACCCUGAAGAAAUCCGAGGUGGGGGCCUUCUUAAGUACAGUAACCUCCUUGUGCGAGAUUUCAGGCCCACAGAUCAGGAGGAGAUCAAAACUCUGGAGCGAUAUAUGUGCUCCCGAUUUUUCAUCGACUUCCCAGACAUCCUUGACCAGCAAAGGAAGUUGGAGACCUACCUUCAAAACCACUUUGCUGAGGAAGAGAGAAGCAAGUAUGACUACCUCAUGAUCCUGCGCAGGGUAGUGAAUGAGAGCACCGUGUGCCUCAUGGGGCACGAACGCAGGCAGACCCUAAACCUCAUCUCCCUCCUGGCCUUGCGUGUGCUGGCAGACCAGAACAUCAUCCCUAAUGCCACCAAUGUCACCUGUUACUACCAGCCAGCUCCUUACGUCAGCGAUGGCAACUUCAAUAAUUACUACGUUGCCCACCCUCCAGUUACCUACAGCCAACCGUACCCUACCUGGCUGCCCUGUAACUAACCUUGAGACCUGAGGGUUUCCGCAGUGGGAACCCAGUAGGGCAUGGGCUCUCAGGUAGGGGAGCCUCCUUCUAGGUGUAGGUGUUUGGCUUUUAAAGGAGAACUCAGCUCUGAUUCUGAUUUGUGUGUGUGUACCCAUUGGAAUGGGUCUGCAGUACACCGUGAGCCAACCCUAAAAGGACCCGUCUUACAGUGCCACUUCGGAAAAUGCUAUAGGAAGUGUGAUCUACCCACAUCUUUCCAAGAUAGACACUAACAUGUCACAUCCCAAAUAUUAGUGCCCUGGGCUUUGAGCUCUGUGGAAUAAUCAAGAUUGGGAGAACUCGGGCACCAGACAACAAGUUUUAAGCCUCUUUUUUUUCUCACCUGAGCCUAGAGUAGGCUGUGUGGGGCCACAGUCUGGUUUUUAGCAGUUACCUGGAAGUUGUACUGAAAGUUUCUCUUCUUGGGUCGGUUUUAGUCAGGCAGAAAAUAACAAACAUGAGGGUACUCUUGUGACUUAAUUUUUGUUCAUGGGACUAAAUUGCUUGUGUCUAGUCCCUGUCAGCAGAGCUGAGAAUUUCUUUCAUAAAUAAACCAAAGCCAAUAGCUGGAGACUGGCAAUCUGGUUGGAAGUGGUUUAUGGUUUAGAAGCUGUGCUAUCUUGAGAAAUUAUGAGAUAUUGCUAAGAAAAAAAAAUGAUCUUUUUCUUGAAAUGUAACUUGAAAACAAAAUAAAAUGUGGAACAUAAAGUUAAUGUAGAAUUGUGGUGGAGGUGGUGGGGGGUGGUGAUUGUAAAUAGGAAACAUGAAUGUUCUUUUUUUGUUCUUAAAGAAUUCUUAUUGAAUGACAUCUUUCCCCCAUUAACUCUCUCAUGAAUGACUUUUGUGUUGCUCUUCCUAAGACUGUGUCUGUGUUCAUUGUUGAAACUGACAUGAGGGGCUUCCCAUGUUUUAAUUGGAAACCCAUUUUGGUCACAUUCCAUAUAUGACAAGCUGUCUUUCUGGAGUACUUUGGCCAUUUUUUUUUUUUUUUUGGUUUGCUUUCUUUUUGCUUUUUAAAAUAGUGAUUUCUUUCUCCAGGUAUUUAUGACAGCCCAUGGAUUCAGGAAUUUCAGUAGAACUGAGUGACCUGUGGAAUUGGCUUAGAAUUUAACCACCUGUCCUUGUGCCCUGUGAAGAUAGGGGUUUAGCAUUCAGUCUGGCCUUGUGUGCAUUGCAGCCACCGAGGUGCUUUGAGGUCUUUCCAGUGUAUUUGGGAAAGAAUUGAGUGAAUGAAGAAUGAUCUUCCUUAUUUGGUAGAGUUGACAAUAUUUGUUUAUAUUCUGCACUUUAGAAGGAAAACAGUGUUAAUCUCUAGUCUAAAGCAAACUUAGUGGGAGAGGUCUAGGCUACUGUUGCUUUUCCCAGUAGAUUUAGAUAAGGGAUUUUGUUUUGAAACUUUCUGUGGGCUCUUUUUAGAAAGCAUUACUUUAGGGUAUUGGGGGAAAACAGUAUUGCCAGCCAGUUUGGUUUUUAAUCACAUCCAUGCUCUUUUAUUUUCUCCUGUGGCCAUAAAAAUCCAAAGCCCUGAGUGAUUGCUUUCUGUUCAUUUUAAGCAUUGACAUUAUCUUAAUAUGGAAAUGCCUAGUAGGAAAUGUGUGGUUGACCUUUUCGUAAAGAUAUAUUUUCAGGUUUCUUCUGGAAUGUGCUAUCUUGGUCCUCUUAAACAAGAUAUGAUUGAAACCCAAGGUUUAGCUUGUUCCCGUAUUGUGCCGUGUUAGGUGACUAGAAGUCUCUUCUGUGUAACCAGCUCCUGUUUCUCUGUGAGCCUUGGUUAUAUUUGAAUUGACUGGCUUUGAGACAAGGCUGGUUCUAUGAGGAGAUCUUGGAGGGGAUCUCAACCUUCAAAGUUAUUUGAUCAUCUAUGACUUUAAAAUACUUCCAUUGUGGUUAAGUAACAAAUUUACACAAAAAUGACAGAUUUGUUUAACUAAAGCCUUUGAAAUGUGAUGAAGCCAUAGCCAGCAGAAGCACUUGGUCACAGAAAUCAGUAUUGGUUUGACUUAGAAGGUUUGGAGGCAAAUGAGACACAGGAGCAAGGUAGUAUCUGAAUCAAGAAAUUAAAUUUCCAGUUUGUCCUUGGAGUUCUUUGUGCUUACAUAUUUUUUCCAAUCUGGAAAGAGUCCUUUGAUGAGGAUGAAGGCAGGCAUGGACAUUACAAGAAAGUCCCUGCUUCCCCGUUCUUUAGUACUGUUGUGUGGUGCCCAUCUUGCUAGUCUUUUCACCCAGUGUUUUCUUGUCAGCCCAGCUAAUUUUUGCAGUUUGCUGAUAGCAAUGUGUUCUACAAGCAUCAGGGUAAAAAGUUGCACUGACCAAAGCUGCGCUUUUAAAACACAGCCCCUAUGCUGGUGGUGUCUUCACCUGCUCCAUGAGCCUUUUGCCAGCCUCAGAAUAGGCCAGGUAACCUUGAAUUUCAGAUGUCUGGAAAUUCUAUCUGAAAGCUGCCUUUUGUGCUGCUCACACAAGCUCCAGACACCCUGAACUUGUACUGAGUCCAGUGGUUCCUUAUUUUUUUGUGUGUUGAGUAACAUGAAACUUGGCAGGGGCAAAGGGCACUAAAGUUCAAGUACAGGUUCUAAUCUAAAUUUAAGCAGCCUAAUUUUCUUCAGGACUUCGAGCUCUUUUCUGAUGCCUUUGCGACCAGCCUGUUUCUUCAAGUCAGGUUGAGCAACAGUAGGAUGAAAAAGGAUGCCCUUCCCCUUCUUGUUGGUAGAAAACACGCAUUAGAUUCCUGGCCUUGAACUUCAGUGUCACAUUCAGUGUAACAUUAGCAAUAAGACACUAUUCCUCGCUCAAUUUCAAUGCCAAAAUGAAACUCUCUGUGACCAGCACCUUUAAGUCAGAGUUUCUGAUGACUGCAAAUGGCCUGUGGCGUGGCUUAUACACGGGGGGCCUGGCAGAUGGGGCGGGUUGAGUAGGGAACUUGAUGCUUGGUUCCUGGUAAGUGGCAUCUACAUGGUUUGGCACUCAAGUUUUUGUUUUUGAUUUUGUUUUUCCUCCAGUUUGAUUUACACUGAAGAUUUGAGUCACAGCGAGCUAUGUGUGAACCUGUGUUGCGUGGUGAUGCAUUAAUAAUCACAUUGCUAAAGCCGUGAAUCUGCUUUCCUUUGGCUCCACCUAUAGCAUUUUCAUGGUAGGUUAGGUUUUUAACUAGUAUUGCUUAGCUGUGGGAAAUGGUGUCACUCAAAAACAACUUCCAAACUUUCAGAAGAACGCCUUUCUAGUGAUGUGCCUGGUACUGGUGCCUUGUUUUAGGAAGCUGUUACAGCCUUAGCUCAAACAUCUUCUUCCGGAGAGUGGAUUUAAUGUUAACCAGCUGUGAGAAGAAAUCCUGAUAUUCACCAGGGGCCUUACCUUCUGGGUAUUAAAUAGGGUUCUACUCUAGUGAAGUCCCUUUGGGUAGAUUCUGUACCUUGAAAUAACUUCCAGUUUCCAAUGUUAAAAUUCAUAUCCUAAAUCUGGCGGACACCAGAGAUUCACACUGAUGUAGAACAUAUUCCAGUUAAACCAAUUAAACUCAGAGGACCAACAGGGAUGGUUAGAAGAGAUGUAUUUAAAAAGACCUGGCAACUUUUUGGAUUGUUUAUGGAGAUCGCAAAGGAAAGAAACGACCUAUUUUGUGAGUUACAGUGCCUACAUUGUGUUUACUUAUCACUUUUUAAAAAAUAGUUUAAGUGUAAGCUAAAGAUAAUGCUUGGAGUUCUGCCUGGGCUGUUGAGAAUUGGUGAGAAUUCUCAUGCGUGCUUAUGGUAUAGGAAGGUGAGCUGACAUCCACUGAAGAGGAGGCGGUGGUUAGUGUGGAUCUGACCAUUUUUUAAAAAUCUCAAGCUAACUGAUUUUUUUUCAGGGUGAAAAUUUAAUUUUCCUAAAGCAGCUACUCAUAUUCAAAUUGAUAUAGAAAAAAGUGAGACACUCAGUAGACUAAACUUGAAGAUCUUUUGUUCUAUAUUUGCCUAUUUUUUUUUUGCACACCCAGGGUGUGUGGGUUUCCUCUUUGGUAAUGGUCACUCACCUUCUUACUUAAGCAGAUGAGAUCACCUGUCAAUGCAACAGUGUUAGAACUUGGUGAAAUAAAGCUUUUGAGUGUGAAAUAAAGGUACAUUGAAAAAUUUAAAAAAA